Neocloeon triangulifer is the source of this 2199-nucleotide messenger RNA. RefSeq names its product phospholipid phosphatase 3-like. The transcript is spliced from 7 exons. NCBI's taxonomy places the organism in Eukaryota, Metazoa, Arthropoda, Insecta, Ephemeroptera, Baetidae. Bases 168 to 1382 code for a protein of 404 amino acids. The record is from RefSeq and is a predicted model, not a curated record. Gene Ontology annotation, molecular function: phosphatidate phosphatase activity. Gene Ontology annotation, biological process: phospholipid metabolic process; phospholipid dephosphorylation; signal transduction.
AUCAGCAGCCAAUCGACCUGACUCACUCACUCUCUGCGCGCCUUCAAAUUCCCAUCGCAUUCGCACAGCUCGCAGCGUAGGAUUCGCAUCAAGCAAAAAGCGGCGUCUUUCCUCAAAUUAGUCUCAGUCGAUCUCAGGAUCCCGGAAGCGGCGGAACGGCCUUCAUCAUGAUGAAGACAAAGACCAAUAAUUUUCCAAAUCCACCAAACGAGAGGAGCCGCAAUGGUCGAGAACCCUCUCAGCCCUCGGUCUUUUCUAUUUCCCUCGACCCGGGCCAACUUAAGAGUUAUGACAAGGCAAGCUGGCAGUGCGAGUGUGGCUCGUUCUCCAGCUCGGUCGUCACCAUUCCCGAUGCCACUCAGGAUCACCCCAAAGAGAAGUCGCUCUUCGCCAGGGCCAUCAUGAAGCUCUCACCUAAGGUGAUCAUCGACGUCGUUUGCGUUACCUCUGUGGUGCUGAUUCUGAUUGUCAUCGAGACAGGAUGGCUCCCUGGAGCCAAGUCGGGCUUUUACUGCGAUGACAAGACGAUCGCUCACAAAUUCACCGGAGACACGAUUUCGCUCAAUCUGCUGCUCGGCGUUUCGUUCGUCGCACCCCUUCUUUUUCUCUAUUCAAUUGAAUCGUCAUGCUGCCACUGUUCAGGCUCGGACGAGGGCUCGUGGUUGAUGAAAGCGUGGCGUCACACGUGGGUCUGGUACCGAGAGUACAUGCUCGGCCUUGGAAUGAUAAUCCUGGCCACCGAGCUGGCCAAAAUUAUGGUCAGUGAGCCGCGACCGCACUUUCUGCACACCUGUGCGCCCGACGCUAUGGUUAACGGCGUCGAGCACUGCAAGUCGCUUGCGCCUGCCACACAGGGGUACAUUGAGGAGUUCAACUGCACCAAUAAAGACAUCAGUGACUACAGACUGCGAGACUCGGUGAAAUCUUUCCCUUCGGGCCAUGCGUCGGUCUCCGUCUUCACAGCCAUGUUCCUCAUAUGUUUCCUUCAACGUCGAAUGACUGGAGUGCCGAGAAACAGUCCCUCUCAGUAUUUGAAACCUUGGUUGCAGUGCGUCUGCCUUACCUGGGCCCUUCUCUGUGCUCUCUCAAGAAUCAACGACCACAGGCACCACCCGCACGACGUCAUAGCGGGCUCUAUUUUUGGUGCCAUAUUUGGGCUCGUCACCGCACGAUACUUCUGUGGAGGUUUCUGGCCAGGCCAGUGUGCAAUUCGACUUAAUCAGGACCCCCCGAGCGAGGGCAACUCUUCGGGCGGCACGGCGGUCACCACUCUGGAGGAGCGCAAUGGACUCAAACACCACCCAUCGGUGCGCCGCCUGCUUUCUUCGACCUCCUCCUACACUGGCUCCAUUGGCACCGAUGAACUCCGUGAAGUGAGAUGAAGUGGAUAGUCAAAUAGUUGAACAACUUUUACUGCUGUCUGUGAUCAGAGUGUAUUUAUUGACGAAUAAUUUCUCCGACUAUAUCCUUCUUUAAAAUCUGCACCGCAAAUUUAUCUCCAAGGAAAUCAUACAGGAACACGACUUCUCUAUUUUUGAUUGCAAGCGACACUUCAUCGACUUGGCGCUUGAAAUUGGUCUUGUUUUAGAAAGUUCUUGCAACAAAUUAAUCUGUAAAUAUAUCCAACGAAGCGCAGGAAAAUUGAAUAUUUCAAAGUACAACUAAAACUAACACACAGCAAAAAUAUUUUUUAAACAUUUAUGGGCAUCCAAUUUUAAUACAUAAGUAUUAUGUAAAAAAAAAUACUGAAAUUGUUACCAUCAGUAUUAGAUUAUUCAUGUUGUUCUUGCCGUGUGAUUGUAGUAAGUGUCUCUCUGUGUAAUGAUUAAUAAUUGUCGUUAGGCUUGAAUGCCACUCGCACUUCACAAGCCAGUCUUGCACAAUGUGAUUUAAAAGCAAAGUUAAAAAGUUUUAAAAUGUGUAAGUUUUGGAAUGUCUCCUUUGUGUCACGUCAUGAAUUUCUGUUUUUCCAGAAAUAUUGCCAAAACUGACGAGUCUUUGACGUUUCUUUAUUUUAAUAUUAAAACAAACCAAGGGGCCAAUCUGCAGUUAUAAAUACAAAAAUUUUCAUUUCUUUAAUUGCAUAACUGUGGUCAUGAAAAUACUGUAUGCUUAAAUAGGUUAAAUAUGUGUCUUAAUCUUCACUAAAAAAAAAAAAUAUGAUAAAAAAGGAAUAAAAUCGGCCAAUUAUUAAAUUGA